CCCGCCUGAGCCGGUCGCAUCUUCACGCAGAUCGCCAUGGAAGAAGAAAUCGCCGCGCUCGUCAUCGAUAAUGGCUCUGGCAUGUGCAAAGCUGGCUUUGCUGGGGACGACGCCCCCCGGGCCGUGUUCCCCUCCAUCGUCGGGCGCCCCCGACACCAAGGCGUCAUGGUGGGCAUGGGGCAGAAGGACAGCUACGUGGGCGACGAGGCCCAGAGCAAGCGUGGCAUCCUGACUCUCAAGUACCCCAUCGAGCACGGCAUUGUCACCAACUGGGAUGACAUGGAGAAGAUCUGGCACCACACUUUCUACAACGAGCUGCGUGUGGCCCCUGAGGAGCACCCCGUGCUGCUGACCGAGGCGCCCCUGAACCCCAAGGCCAACCGUGAGAAGAUGACUCAGAUCAUGUUCGAGACCUUCAACACCCCAGCCAUGUACGUGGCCAUCCAGGCCGUGCUGUCCCUGUACGCCUCUGGCCGUACCACUGGUAUUGUCAUGGACUCUGGGGAUGGGGUCACCCACACUGUGCCCAUCUACGAGGGCUACGCCCUCCCCCACGCCAUUCUGCGUCUGGACCUGGCCGGCCGGGACCUGACGGACUACCUCAUGAAGAUCCUCACGGAGCGGGGCUACAGCUUCACCACCACGGCCGAGCGGGAGAUCGUGCGUGACAUCAAGGAGAAGCUGUGCUACGUUGCCCUGGACUUCGAGCAGGAGAUGGCCACCGCUGCGUCUUCGUCCUCCCUGGAGAAGAGCUACGAGCUGCCCGACGGGCAGGUGAUCACCAUCGGCAACGAGCGCUUCCGGUGUCCGGAGGCUCUGUUCCAGCCCUCCUUCCUGGGUAUGGAGUCCUCUGGCAUUCACGAGACCACCUUCAACUCCAUCAUGAAGUGUGACGUCGACAUCCGGAAGGACCUGUACGCCAACACGGUGCUGUCUGGGGGCACCACCAUGUACCCCGGCAUCGCCGACAGGAUGCAGAAGGAGAUCACGGCGCUGGCCCCGAGCACGAUGAAGAUCAAGAUCAUCGCUCCGCCAGAGCGCAAGUACUCGGUGUGGAUCGGCGGCUCCAUCCUGGCCUCGCUGUCCACCUUCCAGCAGAUGUGGAUCAGCAAACAGGAGUACGACGAGUCCGGCCCCUCCAUCGUGCACCGCAAAUGCUUCUAAACGGACUGCAGGCAGAUGCUACGCAUCUGCUGCAUGAGUUCAUCACAAGCAUAAAAUUUGCCCUGGCAAACGUACACACCUCGUGCUAGCCUCAUGAAACUGGAAUAAGCCUUUGAAAAGAAAUUUGUCCUUGAAGCUUGUAUCUGAUAUCAGCACUGGAUUGUAGGCCUGGUUGCUGAUUUUGACCUUGUAUCAAGUUUAACUGUUCCUUUGGUACACGUUUAAUGCCCUGUACAUGUCUUUGAUUUAAACCCUAGCACACGCGGCUCGGUCACUCGGCUGAAGCGAGCGGCUGGAUGAGGAUCUGAGACCCCGCGUUUGACCGGUGCAGGGUGUUAGCGUGCAGAGCCGCCCGGUUCCAGGAUUUCUGUAGAGGCUGGCGAGUCCUGAACCAGUUGUCAUUUCUGUCCUGCCGGUCUGAGGGCAUUGGGACCUGCUCUCCUUCCUUAGCUGACGUUUUCCCGCCGGACACCCUGGGGGUUUACUUGCCUUGAGUUGGAAAACAGUUUGCAUUCACACAUGUAAAUUUACUCAUCCUUUUAAUUUAUGUAAGGUUUUUGUACCCAAUUCUUGGAGAUGACAAAUUUUGUUUUUUUUUUACUGUCAUGUGAGACCGUCAGGCCCCAGCAACACAUUGUGAGGAAAAUAAAAAGUGCCGCAGUGAA
Messenger RNA from Pteropus alecto (black flying fox), 1829 nucleotides. It is a transcript of the gene ACTG1, whose product is annotated as actin gamma 1. Gene Ontology annotation, molecular function: protein kinase binding; nucleosomal DNA binding. Gene Ontology annotation, cellular component: synapse; axon; NuA4 histone acetyltransferase complex. The transcript is spliced from 4 exons. The coding region runs from base 37 to 1164 and encodes 375 amino acids. The record is from RefSeq and is a predicted model, not a curated record. Gene Ontology annotation, biological process: axonogenesis; cell motility. NCBI's taxonomy places the organism in Eukaryota, Metazoa, Chordata, Mammalia, Chiroptera, Pteropodidae.